AUGGGAAGCAAAGCUGUUGUCUCAGUCUACUUAAUUAUUUCACUGUGUGCUGCCAUCUUUGUCACUCGUGGAGUAGCUCAAAUGCAAAAUCCUCAGGCGAUUCCAGGACUUUUUCCACCUGGCUUAGUACCUAUUGAUCUCGUCAAAUGUUGGUCGUCUCUCUUUACCGUCCAAGGAUGUGUCCUGGCAAUCUCCAACUCUUUUUUUUCUGGAAAAUUUGAAAACGUUGAAGCGGCAUGCUGCAAGGUGUUUUCAACUUUAGAUGCAAACUGUUGGCCUCAUAUGUUUCCUUUGAAUCCUUUCUUCCCUCCUCUCCUCAAGGACAAUUGUGCGCGUAUCACCCCUAACUCCCCUGCACACAACUGAAAGGAACAAUGAUUGUUCGUCUACAGUUUUAGACUAGUAUAUUAGCUUCAAUGUCUAAGUUUUUCAUGUGUGAACUCAAUUAUUAG
Molecule: messenger RNA, 452 nt
Organism: Brassica napus (rape)
Lineage: Eukaryota; Viridiplantae; Streptophyta; Magnoliopsida; Brassicales; Brassicaceae
Exons: 1
Coding region: 1-366 (121 amino acids)
Biological process (GO): regulation of double fertilization forming a zygote and endosperm; regulation of protein localization to cell surface; double fertilization forming a zygote and endosperm
Cellular component (GO): extracellular region; vesicle
Source: RefSeq, a predicted model, not a curated record